UUCGCUUCCGGUCAUUUAAACAGAUCGUAACAGACGUAAGAAACGCGCUGUACGAUUCUACGGUUGUUUCAAUAAAUGGGUGCAAAGCAAAUUAGAUUCGCCCGGGUAAUACAAGUGAUAUCCUGCCAAAAAUAAUUCCAAAACGGAGAAAAUUCCAAACGUUAAACCGACAGAUACCAACUGCAAAUUCGUUCAGAAACCCAAGACAGAGUAAUAUAAUUAGAAGAAAAUGUUUUUAUUAUUAAAAAGACAAUGACUCUCUUUAAAGCAUUUAUUUUUAAUGAGAUGUUUUACAGUGUUUCUGGAAGUCCGAAGCAGGGCUGGAGCCGUGCCCUCGGUCAGCUCCAACACAGACCCGCCUGUCUCCUUCCACAGGGGCACCCGCUACGCUUCUCUUCGUGUUUUUACAGUAUUUCCACUUUUUUUCGACCAGGGUACGAAACAUUAAAGAAAUACUGAAUAAAACGUAGUUUUCCCUUUGUUUCCGUGGUAACCGAAACUGCACGAAAACAACUGCCAAAGCCGGUCAGGAUCCAGGCACGUAUGCAAUCCCCACAGCACAGAUCGUCGGCGAGUUUACUUCUGGGCCCUACAAUUAAUCGUAUCAAGCGUUCAGGAUGGUACAUAUUCAUGUAGCAGUGAGGGAUGAUGAGAGUUGCCGGUGAACCGUAAAUGCAGUCGGUCGUAGCGCGUGCGCGCCCCCGCCUCCUGUGGAUCGGCCGUGCGUGCGCGCUCCCGUGCCCAGCGGGGGGAGGCGGCGGUGCCGGGGGAGAGUGUCGCUGUCAUUUUCUUCCUGGGUUUCGGUUUAACUUCAGCAGAGCUCCGGGUUCUCGUAUGACUCCGUCUCAGCCCCUCUGAUACCCCGUUCGGACCCCAGAUCGUGCGUGUGGGGAGCCAGUCUGCGGAGCCGAAGGCUGGAGCAUGUGGGCCUCCUGCUGUAACUGGAUGUGUCUGGAUACUACUACAGUGGAGGAAACCAGCAGCACGAGGCGCCAGGCCUACACUAACUCGGGGUACAGCAGUUACCCCUCCCCACCCGCCCCGGAGCAAACCUGCAAGGCCUGCGGGGGGCGCUUCGACACCUCAUCCAGGAAGCAUGUGUGCACGGACUGCAAGAAGAGCUUCUGCAGCAGGUGCUCGGAGCAGCCGGAGUUCGGCCUGCGGGUGUGUCACACGUGCCGCCGCUUCCACGGCAUUCUCUCGGAGAGGGCGGAGCUGAUGAAGCUGAAGGUGAAGGACCUGCGGGACUACCUGCACCUGCACGAGGUCUCCACACAGAUGUGCCGAGAGAAGGAGGAGCUGGUGGAGCUGGUCAUGGGCCGGCAGACUCCCAGCAGCAGCAGCAGCAGCCAUGGAGACGCCCAAUCCCACACACCCCAGCCCGGCCCCACUCCCGGUCCAGCCUCCCCCUCCACAUCCCAAGGUCCAGCUCCUGGCUGCCUCCCGCGCGGCGACCAGCAGAUCCCGGUGCCUUCCUGUCCAGGCGAGACACCAGCCAGUGAGACCGAGCCGGCACCCCAGGAGGAGCAGGAGUCACAGUCCUCAGACGCGGAAGAGACUCCGGCCCCAGGCCGCAGGGCCUCCCUGUCCGACUUGACCAACGCUGAAGACAUCGAGGCCUUGAGUGUCCGGCAGCUGAAGGAGAUCCUGGCCCGCAACUUUGUUGACUACAAAGGCUGUUGUGAGAAGUGGGAGCUGAUGGAGAGAGUCACCCGACUCUACCAUGAUCAGCAAGAGCUGCAGAAUCUGGUUUCAAACAAUGGAAACUCUACUGAUCCUUCUGGCCCACCGGGCAUGGAGGAGAACCUGUGUAAGAUCUGCAUGGACUCCCCCAUUGACUGCGUGCUGCUGGAGUGCGGCCACAUGGUCACCUGUACCAAGUGUGGCAAGCUCAUGAGCGAGUGUCCCAUCUGCAGGCAGUACGUGGUGAGAGCCGUGCAUGUGUUCAGAUCCUGAGGAGGAACUGCACGGCUGCAGACGUGUGGCCUUCUGGGAACCUCAGGCUUCCAGACCAAAGAGUGCAUCUGCAGGUUCUCUCUGGAUGUUGGAUCAGUACAGGUGGGCUGUGUUGAAGAGUCCUUCUCUGAUUGGGUGACACAAGGGGGCCCUUGCUCCAUUCAGAAGGUGGUGUCUCCCGGUGUGUUGAAACAGCAGGGCUUUAAGGUACUUAAAGGUAUUCUGCCAGGCAAACAUCCUCUUGCAUCCUGGAUUCUGUCAUUUUUCUUUGGCUCCAGCAGUUCAGAUCUUCCUAUUUGUAGCAUCUAGCAACAUAAAGGGUUUUAUUUUCCCCACAAAGGAAUAAAGCAAAGGCUGGGCAAUUAAGUUGGAAUAAUAUUGACAAAUAGUUACAUUUCUAAGCAAUUAUGAAAUCAUUGAUUUCUUAAAUACAAUUCAACUUCAAAAUUUGCUGGGAAAUACCAUAUGCAAGGAAUUUUCAGAGUUGGUGAUUGUUCCGGGAGUAUUGUUGAUGUUGAACACCGAUGGAAUUAAAUGGAAGUUAAAUUCUCUGAAGGGACACCCGUGUGGUUUUACCCAGCAAUACUGAGCAUUGUAUCAACAACAGUCAAGACUGAGAUCUGCUGCUGCUGGUCACUUCACUGCACAAUAUACAGCCUCCUUGUUGGUUUUGUGCUGUGGUAUUGCCAAGGUCCAGAGAUAGUGACAGUCUGACCUGUGGUGUCUGGUAUUAAUAAAGAUCCAGAAUCUGA
Messenger RNA from Lepisosteus oculatus (spotted gar), 2708 nucleotides. Its product is annotated as E3 ubiquitin-protein ligase rififylin. Lineage: Eukaryota; Metazoa; Chordata; Actinopteri; Semionotiformes; Lepisosteidae. The record is from RefSeq and is a predicted model, not a curated record. Gene Ontology annotation, biological process: proteasome-mediated ubiquitin-dependent protein catabolic process; protein K48-linked ubiquitination; negative regulation of extrinsic apoptotic signaling pathway via death domain receptors. Gene Ontology annotation, cellular component: plasma membrane; cytoplasm. Gene Ontology annotation, molecular function: ubiquitin protein ligase activity.